Messenger RNA from Microsporum canis CBS 113480, 1101 nucleotides. Its product is annotated as membrane zinc transporter. The record is from RefSeq and is a predicted model, not a curated record. Gene Ontology annotation, biological process: zinc ion import across plasma membrane. Bases 1 to 1101 code for a protein of 366 amino acids. Gene Ontology annotation, cellular component: plasma membrane. Gene Ontology annotation, molecular function: low-affinity zinc ion transmembrane transporter activity. The transcript has a single exon. Lineage: Eukaryota; Fungi; Ascomycota; Eurotiomycetes; Onygenales; Arthrodermataceae.
AUGAAUCAGUUACUAGCUGCUAGCCUUGAGAGGCGGCAUGGUGCUGAGGACGCCAGUUUUGUGGCUUGCAACAAUUCUAAUGACUACAAUGGCCAGCUCAACCUGCGGAUUGCAGCCAUCUUCGUCAUGCUUGUUGGAUCUAUGGCCGGUGCUGUGCUGCCUGUCUUUGCUCGACGUGACCCAGACUCACCUUCGAAAACCAAACUCCCCUCAUGGGUGUUCUUUGUUGCCAAGUUCUUUGGCUCAGGAGUCAUUAUUGCUACCUCCUUCAUCCAUCUCUUAGCUCCUGCACAUGAAGCACUCUCUCAUCCUUGUCUGACAGGCCCCAUCAAGGGAUACCCCUGGGUCGAAGGCAUACUGCUCAUGACGAUCAUCAUCCUCUUCUUCGUCGAGCUGAUGGUAAUUCGAUAUGCACGUUUCGGCCAAGAUGACCACGACCAUCCCAGCCCGGAACCACAGGUUGAAGCAAGUGUAAUCACUGCCGAACCCAAGACGUUAAAUGGUCACAAUCACAACCACGGCCAUGAUCACCUCGGCCACUCCCACGACCACCCAUCAGACGGGGGCUCAGACGUCAUCGAGGCCUCUCAUACCACCCUCCUAGAAGACUACAGUGCACAGCUAACCUCUGUUUUUAUUCUUGAAUUUGGCGUUAUAUUCCACUCCAUCUUCAUCGGACUAACCCUCGCCGUUGCUGGAGAAGAAUUUAAGACGCUAUUCAUCGUCCUUGCGUUUCAUCAGACGUUCGAGGGUCUCGGUCUGGGAUCCCGUCUCGCCACCAUUCCCUGGCCCAACUCUAAAAGACACACCCCUUACCUCCUCGCGGUUGCCUUUGGCCUAUCAACACCCAUUGCCAUUGCCAUUGGCUUGGGGGUGCGUCACUCCUAUCCUCCAGAAGGCCGCACGACGCUCAUAGUCAACGGCAUCUUUGACUCCAUCUCUGCCGGCAUUCUUGUCUACACAUCGCUAGUCGAGCUGAUGGCCCAUGAAUUUAUGUUCAGCACAUCAAUGAGACGGGCACCUAUUCAAACUGUCCUAUCCGCUUUCGGCCUUCUGUGUCUUGGGGCUUUGUUGAUGGCACUUCUCGGGAAAUGGGCAUAG